Sander lucioperca (pikeperch) is the source of this 786-nucleotide messenger RNA. It is a transcript of the gene spcs2, whose product is annotated as signal peptidase complex subunit 2. The record is from RefSeq and is a predicted model, not a curated record. NCBI's taxonomy places the organism in Eukaryota, Metazoa, Chordata, Actinopteri, Perciformes, Percidae. Gene Ontology annotation, biological process: protein targeting to ER. Gene Ontology annotation, cellular component: signal peptidase complex; membrane.
CGUUUAAAAAUCUCGAUGAGAGCCAAUCAGACGCGUCCAGGUCACCGGAACUGUAUUCGUAGCGGAAAGAAGAUGGCUGCAGCGAGGAACGGAAAGAGUGGACUUCUGGAGAAAUGGAGAAUCGACGAGAAACCGGUGAAAAUCGAUAAAUGGGACGGAGCCGCGGUGAAGAACUCUCUGGACGACGCCGCAAAGAAGGUGCUGCUGGAGAAGUACGGUUACAUGGAGAACUUUGGUCUGGUGGACGGCCGUCUGUUGAUCUGUACGGUUUCCUGUCUGUUCGCCAUGCUGGCGCUGGUCUGGGACUUCCUGCACCCGUUCCCCGAGUCCAGACCCGUCCUCGCCUGCUGCGUCAUCUCGUACUUCAUCAUGAUGGGCGUCCUGACGCUGUACACGUCCUACCAGGAGAAGAACAUCUUCCUGGUUUCUCUGCAGAAGGAUCCCGCUGGCAUGGACCCUGACAACACCUGGCAGCUCUCCUCCUCCCUCAAACGGUUCGAUGACCAGUACACUCUGAGAGUUUCCUUCAUUGAUGGAAAGUCGAAGAAGUGUCGGGACGCGGAGUUCACGAAGUCCGUGGCGGCGUUCUUCGACGACAGCGGGACGCUGGCCAUGGACCAGUUUGAGAAGUGCGUUUCUAAACUGCACGACACGCUGGCCUCGGACAAGAAGACCAAAUAACUCGAGAGGAUCGGUCACUGUCAGGUCUUUUCUGGUUUCAUGUCAGAACAUCAGAAUCAAACUGCAGAGAGAGAGACUCCAUCACAGUUCGGCCGGCUACACGCU